AGUUUCAAGAGGUGAGCUGUUCAGUAAAGAUAUAGUUAGUGUUACUUGUUAUUGUGCAUUUGUAUACUUGUCAAUUAUGUUAACAGAAAAUUAUUUUAGUGAUUAUACUUCCCUUGAAAAAAGUAAUAUGUCUUAUCCAAAUAUGUUAACUCCGCCAUCAAGCUCUGAAGAUUCCCCACAUUCAACUUAUUUAGUGGCGUCACCUAAUUCUAACACAUUUGAAUACGAAAAUUAUGAAUAUGCUCCUGUACAACCUAUUCUCUAUUCAAACAAGCCUAGUGUAAUUGUUGAUCCUUCUUUAGUCAUGGUAAAAAUGGAAGCACCGUCAAGACCGUCUACACUAGCAAAUGCUAUUCUACACUUUGUAGAACAACCAACAGAUCGAUUUAGAUUUCGGUAUAAAUCAGAAAUGGCGGGAACACACGGCAGUCUUACCGGUAUUAAUUCAGACAAAUCGAGAAAACCAACAUAUCCCACCGUAGAAGUACGAAAUUGUGGUAAUCUCGACAAAGUUAUUAUAAGAUGUUCAAUAUAUCAAUCCAAUGCAGAUAAUAAAGAUUUUUUACCUCAUGCUCACAGAUUGAUGAUGAAAAGAGGGCGUGAAGAAUUCGACGAUCCCCAUGAUGUGGAAGUUGGACCUGAAGAUGGAUACAGAGCCGUAUUUCAAGGCAUGGGGAUUAUUCAUACCGCAAAGAGAAAUCUGGUAUCGGAAUUGUUAAGAAAAAAGAUUCAACUAAAAAAAGAAUAUAUUGCCAGAACGGAAUCCAAAGUAAGAGAUUUGACACAGAAGGAAAUAGUAGAGAUUAAGGGGUUGGCUGAGAGCGAAAGUAAAUCAAUUAAUCUGAACAUAGUUUGUCUAAGGUUUGAUGCUUAUAUUAAAGAGAAUGGUAUAUUAUUUCCUAUUUGUCAGCCUAUUUUUUCCCAUAGUAUCAACAAUUUGAAGAGCGCCUUAACUGGUGAUCUUAAAAUUGUUAGACUAGAUCAUGUCGUUAGCGAAGCAAAAGGAAAUAAGGAAAUCUUCAUAUUAGUUGAAAGAGUCACCAAAAAAAAUAUUAAAAUUCGAUUCUAUGAACUUGACGACGACGAAAAUGUUGUUUGGGAAGGCUGGGGCCAAUUUAAUGAUUUGGAUGUACACCACCAGUAUGCGAUUGUAUUCAAGACACCGCAGUAUAAAGAUGAAAACAUCACGUCUCCAGUCAAUGUCUUCGUUGAAUUGGUACGACCGUCGGACCAAGCUCGGUCAGAAGCACGGGAAUUUAGAUAUAUACCAAAUAAAAAACAUGUUAAACCUGGACAAAAGCGUCCACGAUACGACUACUCAUCAUCGAGCUACGAUAGUUCCAAUGUAGGAAGUGAAGAAUUACCAGCGGUAAUCAAUACCCUUCAAAUUGGACCGGACGUUCAUAUGUCCUUCAAUAACAUUCCAAGCGGUCUAAGUGAAGAGAUCCAACGAGCUCUAGCUGAUAUAAACUCUGACGAGUUCAAAAAACUACAUGACGUUCACGGUGAUGAAUAUAAUGCAAUGCUAGAGAAUUUAGCUACUGAUGGAGUUAACGCUAAUUCUGUACCGGUAAGAAAGCGGCCUGAAUUGAAACUUAAUGCACCGAUUAAAAUGGAAGUUUCAAAAGAAGACAUAAAAAUGGCGAUAUCAGUAGUCAAUGAAUUUAGAAGUUUUAUAAGGACUACACAUACAGCAGUUAAUGCAGUUUCUAUGUUAAACAAGUAUUUUAAUGCAGAUAACUGUACCAAUGCGCUUCACGUCUGUGCAGCUCUUCGAGAUAACGAUUCGGCUAUGCUGUUACUGAAAAUAAUAGCGGUUUAUAGAGCGUUUCAUUUAUUGGAUAAAACUAACGACCAAAACUUAACAGCUCUACAUAUCGCAGUUAUGUGUCAUAAUAAAGAUUUGACUGUUGCAUUAGUAUUAUGCAAUGCUAAACUGGCUGUUACAGAUAGUAACUUAAACACUGCGUUGCACCUUGCGAUAAAAUCAAAUGUUUCAAUUGAAAUUUUGGAAACCCUUUUAAGACAACCGAAAUAUAGUUCUGUUGAUCAAAUCAAAGGUUUCAUUGACAUGGUAAAUCUAGAUGGCAAUACUGCUUUGAUGAUGGCGGUCGAGGCAAAUAAAUUAGCUUAUGUCAAGCUUUUGUGCUUCAAAAAUGCAGAUGUCAAUAAAAAACAGCAGAAGAAUGGUUUUGUACCGUUAAGAAUAGCAAUUGAAAAAGAGCAUUUAGAUAUAAUUCGAUAUUUGCUUUCUCUGGAACAAACAGAUGUCAAUAUUAAAGACUUUACUAAUAUUUCACCACUCGUUGCCGGCAUUACUAAAACAGAUAAUGAUGAAAUUCGAAAUAUCAUUGAAAGCUUUAUGAAAUUCAAUAACAUUGUUUUGGAUAUCAAAGAAGAGCCAGAGGAAACGGAUGAUGAAAUGGACGUUGAAUUUCAGGAUAUAGAAGUCAAAACAGAAAAGCAAGAAGUUUCAUCAGAGGAAUUAGAGGAACUUUACGAGGGUAUAAACAGUUUAACACCUCAAUGUUUGGAUACAGUUGCAAGUCUUUUGGAUAUACACAAUAAUUGGAAGAAUCUUGCCCAAUUAUUGGAAAUGGAACAUUUAGUUGAUAGUGGUAUGAUAAAAUCCGAAGCGAAAGCCAUUUUGACUCACGCUGUGGAGGCCAACCAGGACUGGACAAAACCAAGCUUUAUCUAUGUAUUACGUAACUUUUUAGAAAACUUAGAUGAGAUCGAAGCUGUGGACAUUAUGGACAAAAUGGUUUUUGACAUAAAUGAACUCAAAAAUAAGACAUAAUUGAUUCUUGUUAUACAUAAAUGGUUAAGAUUAUUUUUAUUUUUUUUAGAUAUCAACAUACCCUUAUUAUCUAGUGUUAUUUUUUAAUAAAAGAUUUAUUUACA
This is a messenger RNA of Diabrotica balteata, 2904 nucleotides long. The record is from the annotation of a GenBank genome assembly. NCBI's taxonomy places the organism in Eukaryota, Metazoa, Arthropoda, Insecta, Coleoptera, Chrysomelidae.